CAGGACUGGCUUACUGGCAUGCGGAGUCCCAUCUCUAGCUUUUCCAUUUUGCGACAUUUCGUUCUUCAACUCGAAACGCAACACCAUUAAACAGACUAGAUAUAUGCUACUUGGGUGCCACAUCGAAGGAUUAAAGACUUCCGUCUGUCAAAAAUAUGGUCUUCGACUCGUGAAGGGUCAAAAGGCCUCGUGA
Molecule: messenger RNA, 193 nt
Organism: Acaulospora colombiana
Lineage: Eukaryota; Fungi; Glomeromycota; Glomeromycetes; Diversisporales; Acaulosporaceae
Source: the annotation of a GenBank genome assembly